GGUGAAGGAGAGGUCGACGGUGAGAGGGAGAAGGUGGAGAGAGAUAUGGGAGGAGGCGAAGAAAUUGUGCUAUUUAGCAGCGCCGAUGGCGGCUGUAACUCUAUCGUUCUUCUUGGUCACAGUAAUUUCAUUGAUGAUGGUCGGCCAUUUAGGAGAACUCGCUCUCUCCAGCACCGCCAUAGCCAUUUCCUUUACUGGCGUCGCUGGCUUCAGCGUGAUUCUAGGUAUGGCUAGUGCUCUAGAGACGACCAGUGGGCAGGCUUUCGGAGCCCAACAAUACGAGAGAGUCGGAACUCAAACCUACACAGCCAUCGCCUCUCUUCUCUUUGUGUGCGUUCCCUUGUCCCUCCUGUGGAUAUACAUGGGGGACUUGCUCAAACUGGCCGGCCAAGAUCCUCAGAUUUCACACGAGGCUGGGAGGUUCUCAGUUUGCCUCAUCCCGGCCCUCUUUGGGUACGCGGUUCUGGAGCCGCUCAUUCGUUACUUUCAGAUGCAGAGCUUGACCGCCCCACUGCUCGUGAGCUCGUGCACCACACUCUGCAUCCAUUUGCCUGUGUACUGGGUGCUUGUUUACAAGUCGGGGCUGGCGAAUCUAGGAGGUGCUGUCUCCAUUGGCCUUUCCACAUGGUUGAAUGUCGUCAUCUUAGGUUUGUACAUGGGGUUUUCGCCUGACUGCAGGAAAACGAGAGCUCCGAUCUCGAGUAAGAUAUUCGAGAUCCAAGGCAUGAAGGAGUUCUUUCGCUUUGCAGUUCCUUCCGCUGUUAUGGUGUGUCUAGAGUGGUGGUCGUAUGAGUUGAUGAUCUUGAUGUCGGGGCUAUUACCAAAUCCUCAGCUUGAGAGCUCAGUGCUGUUUGUGUGCCUAAACUCUAUCUCUACGCUCUAUGCAAUGCCGUUCGGAUUUGGUGCAGCAGCAAGCACCAGGAUUUCGAACGAGUUGGGAGCCGGGAGACCGGAGGGGGCACGUCUCUCGGUUAGGGCGCUGGCGCUCCUUGCUGGUGUGAGCGCGUUGGUUAUAAGUUCGUGUGUGUUUGCAAGCCGGGGUGUUUUUGGCUACAUUUUCAGCAACGAGAAGGAAGUCGUGGACUAUGUAGCGUACAUGGCUCCACUUCUCUGCCUGUCGAUCAUAACGGACAAUGCCCAAGGAUGCCUUUCGGGGGUUGCUAGGGGAUGCGGGUGGCAGGACCUUGGCGCCUAUAUCAACCUUGCGUCGUUUUAUCUUUUUGGAGUCCCUAUCGCGAUUGCACUGACUUUCUGGCUUGAUUUUAGAGGGAUAGGCCUUUGGAUCGGGAUACUGUCCGGUGCAACGCUGCAGACGAUUCUGCUCUCGUUAAUAACAAUCUUCACAAAUUGGGAGAAACAGGCUGCUGAAGCAAGGGAGAGGCUAUUUCAAGAGGAGUCUUCACUUGUUAAUAAUAGGCUUUCAUGAAGAAAUGAAAUCUACAUUUUAUAAUAUAGUUAUUACAGUAUUUUUUGACCAAUUGAAUUGGUGUAAAUGUU
Messenger RNA from Salvia hispanica, 1497 nucleotides. NCBI's taxonomy places the organism in Eukaryota, Viridiplantae, Streptophyta, Magnoliopsida, Lamiales, Lamiaceae. The record is from RefSeq and is a predicted model, not a curated record.